UCUUUCCAGGUCAAGAUGCAGAGACCUCAGGGCAGCUCGGAGAGGACUCCACUCGUCCCCCCUCCUACUUACGCAUUUGAAUCCAGCCUAUCCAGAAGCUAUCAGAAGAGGCUCAGAAACUUUCAAUGUGCUAUCUGUGUUUUAUUAAUUGUCUUCCUUUCAAUUUCACUGCUGGUGACCAUCUCGUACAAUUUGUCCUCUGAUACUGAGCCAACAAGCCAGCCUGUUAUCCCUGAGCCAGGCAAUCUCACGACGACCCUCACCAUGACCGAAGACCUACAACCAAUACUGAAUAAGAAUUGGCCUCUGGAUGGUCCGCCUCGAAAAACGUGGAUUGGCAAUGCACCAACAAGCGACAAUAUAACAGAGGCAGUUUCGAAAGGGAAAGAAGCCCUUAAGAAACGGAAGCUACUGGAGAGCACGUUAAAGCCUUUAGACAGUAAUUCUCCCGCAUCCAGGGCACAGAGAGCUUCAGCCACUGCUUCUACUGUUAAACCAAUGGCUGAAGCGGCGUUUGCUGCUGAAGAAGCUACAAGAGUAUUGGUGAAUGGAACAGACAAGACGUUGGUCGCAACUGGCGUAGGAUUGGGUCCACAUACUAACAGUUCCUUUGACGAGCCAGCGUAUUGCCGCCCGCCCACAACUCCUUGUGUGAUCUCGAAGUAUAGAACCCAAGAUGGAACCUGCAAUAACCUGGAUAAUCCCCUCACGUGGGGAGUGUCCAAUACACCCUUCAGGAGAGUAUUACCAGCAGUUUAUGGCGAUGGAAUCAGCUCGCCACGUCGAUCUGUCGAUGGAACAGAUCUGCCAAGCGCUAGAGACGUCAGCGUCACGGUUCACCGGCCGAGCUACGACCAUGACUCUUCCUUCACCGUGAUGCUGGCCGUGUGGGGUCAGUUCAUAGACCAUGACAUCACCGCUACAGCUCUAAGCAAAGGUGCAAACAGCAGCUCAAUAUCCUGCUGUAGUGCAGAGGGCGCGGUGCACCCGGAGUGUUUCCCCGUCCAGUUGGAUGUCGAGGACCCGUUUUAUCAAGACUACAAUGUGACUUGCAUGGAGUUUGUGAGAUCUGCUUCCGCACCCACUUGCCAUUUUGGACCACGGGAACAGCUAAAUCAAGCUACAGCUUUCCUGGACGGUUCUACAGUAUACAGUCCCGCGGAUACCAAGAUGAAGCAACUGCGAGCUGGUCUGGAGGGUCAGCUGCGGAUGUUGAAGGUCGGACCUUGGGAACUUUUACCUCCAUCCAUGGACCCUAACGACGGUUGUAACACUGUUGAGAUGAAUGCCAAGGGACGUUAUUGUUUUGAAUCAGGUGACGAUCGAGCAAAUGAAAAUCUCCAUUUGACCACAAUGCAUCUGAUCUGGGCGCGUCAACACAACCGGCUAGCUGUCAUCUUGCAGGAACUGAACCCACACUGGGACGACGAGAAGGUGUUCCAGGAGUCGAGGCGGAUAGUGGGAGCUCAGAUGCAACACAUCACUUACUCUGAAUUUCUGCCUUUGAUCCUCGGUCAAGACGUGAUGUUUGCCCUGAACCUGACGCUGCAGACUGACGGUUAUUCAGAUGCAUACGAUCCCAAGGUGGACCCUUCAAUCGCUAACCACUUCUCGGCAGCAGCUUUUAGAUUCGCACACACACUGCUACCGGGUCUGAUCCACAACGUAGACUCCAACAACGGAACAGUCAGCUACACCCAUUUGCACGAAAUGCUCUUCAACCCUUUCGCGCUGUACAAUGUAGAUAAAGGGCCCAGGUUCGCUAUGAAGUCAGCAAUGGAUACACGAGUCCACACCGUCGAUCCUCACAUCACGUCUGAACUCACAGAGCACCUGUUCGAGCGCCCGCCGCCCGCCGACGGGUCGGCGCCCGGCCGCGCCGCGCCGUGCGGGCUCGACCUCGUGUCGCUGAACAUCCAGCGCGGCCGCGACCACGGCCUGCCGCCCUACCCCGCCUGGAGGCAGCACUGCGGCUUCGAGCGGCCCGCGUCCUUCGACGAUCUGACGCCGGUCUUCGAUGACUUAUCUUUGAGCAGGAUUUCCAAGAUAUACAAAAAUGUAGAUGACAUAGAUCUUUACACUGGAGCCCUAGCGGAGGAUCCCAAGGGACGACUCCUAGGCCCCACCCUAACUUGCCUAGUCGCUGAUCAGUUCCUAAGGCUAAAAAUCGGAGACAGAUUUUGGUAUGAAACCUCUGAUGCAACCGUCGCAUUUACUCUAGAACAAUUAGAGGAAAUACGCAAAACAACCCUGGCUGGCGUGAUUUGUGCCAACGAAGACUUACUUGACCAAGCUCAACCUAGAGUAAUGGAAGCACUCAGCGCUACAAAUCCUCUGGUAGACUGCGUGGACUUACCCCAACCAACUUUUGAAGCCUGGCAAGAAAUUCCUCCUGAAAACGCAGAACUAAUCAAGAAGCCUCCCAAAAAGUCUAAAAAACCUAAAAAAUCAAAAAAGAGCCCUGGUAAGAAACCUUGAAGUCAAAUAAUGCUGUAAUGUUAACUAUGUGAAUGUUGUAGAGUUGAGAAACCACCGCUAGAUUCGUUUUUAAUAUGUGAAUGAGAGAAUAAUUACAAUUAAAUGUAGUGUCUGCAAAUUAUAAAAUGGAAGGCAUUUUUUUUCAAACAAAGGGCUUAAAUUUAAUUUAAUGGCUUUCCUUAUUUACAUAAAAAUAUUUCAAUCUUUUGUUACAAAUAAAUGCUCGAGAAUGAUUGUUUUAGAAAUAUAACUAAUUACAAUAUAUUUUGUGAUAUUA
Molecule: messenger RNA, 2755 nt
Organism: Melitaea cinxia (Glanville fritillary)
Lineage: Eukaryota; Metazoa; Arthropoda; Insecta; Lepidoptera; Nymphalidae
Gene: cd
Product: peroxidase
Exons: 13
Coding region: 16-2478 (820 amino acids)
Biological process (GO): response to oxidative stress
Molecular function (GO): peroxidase activity; heme binding
Source: RefSeq, a predicted model, not a curated record